Messenger RNA from Mandrillus leucophaeus (drill), 903 nucleotides. It is a transcript of the gene ZNF677, whose product is annotated as zinc finger protein 677. The record is from RefSeq and is a predicted model, not a curated record. The annotation marks the transcript as partial. Gene Ontology annotation, biological process: negative regulation of transcription by RNA polymerase II. NCBI's taxonomy places the organism in Eukaryota, Metazoa, Chordata, Mammalia, Primates, Cercopithecidae. Gene Ontology annotation, molecular function: DNA-binding transcription repressor activity, RNA polymerase II-specific. The transcript has a single exon.
AUGUAUGAAUGUAAUCCAGUGGAGAAGUCUAUCAAUAGUUCCUCAGUUUCACCACUUCCUCCUUGUGUCAAAAACAUUUGUAAUAAAUAUAGGAAGAUUUUGAAAUACCCUUUGUUACAUACACAGUAUGGGAGAACACACAUUAGAGAAAAAUCAUACAAAUGUAAUGACUGUGGAAAGGCUUUUAGCAAAAGUUCGAACCUCACUAAUCAUCAGAGAAUUCAUUCUGGACAGAGACCUUACAAAUGUAAGGAGUGUGGCAAAGCCUUUAACCAGUGUUCAAACCUCACUAGGCAUCAGAGAGUCCAUACAGGAGAGAAACCAUAUCAAUGUAAUAUAUGUGGCAAGGUCUGUAGUCAAAAUUCAAAUCUUGCAAGUCAUCAGAGAAUGCAUACUGGAGAGAAACCUUACAAAUGUAAUGAAUGUGGUAAGGCAUUUAUCCAGCGUUCACACCUUUGGGGUCAUGAAAGAAUUCAUACUGGAGAGAAGCCUUACAAAUGUAGUGAAUGUGACAAAGCCUUUGCUGAGCGUUCCAGCCUUACCCAACAUAAGAGAAUCCAUACUGGAGAGAAGCCUUACAUAUGUAAUGAGUGUGGCAAAGCUUUUAAGCAGUGCUCACAUCUCACUAGACAUCAGAAUAUACAUCCUGGAGAGAAACCACACAAAUGUCAUGUGUGUGGCAAGGCUUUUAUCCAAAGUUCAAGUCUUGUGGAACAUCAGAGAAUUCACACUGGAGAAAAACCUUACAAAUGUAAUAAAUGUGAUAAAGCUUUUAUCAAACGUUCACACCUUUGGGGUCAUCAGAGAACUCAUACUGGAGAGAAACCUUACAAAUGUACUGAAUGCGGCAAAGCCUUUACUGAACGUUCAAAUCUUACUCAGCAUAAGAAAAUCCAUACUGGA